Betta splendens (Siamese fighting fish) is the source of this 4000-nucleotide messenger RNA. RefSeq names its product ADAM metallopeptidase domain 8a (gene adam8a). The transcript has 24 exons. NCBI's taxonomy places the organism in Eukaryota, Metazoa, Chordata, Actinopteri, Anabantiformes, Osphronemidae. Bases 445 to 3210 code for a protein of 921 amino acids. Gene Ontology annotation, molecular function: cell adhesion molecule binding; metalloendopeptidase activity. The record is from RefSeq and is a predicted model, not a curated record. Gene Ontology annotation, biological process: inflammatory response; positive regulation of membrane protein ectodomain proteolysis; regulation of cell-cell adhesion.
UGAAUAUUACAUUGUUAGUACAUUGCCUUGUUCAAAAAACAACUUGUCCAAAAUUCUGAGGCUGUUUGUAAAAGAAUAAACAUCAACAUGCAGCUGCACUCAGUGUUACAGCUCUCUCCAUAUGGACACAUGUAUAUCAGAGACAGCUGUAAAUAGUUAAAUGUGGAGGAAACAUAUUUUUAAAAACGUUUAUAAGAAAAGCGAUUUCGUUCCAUUUAAACUCAAGCUCGGCAGCGUGUAACCAUGAAGUAUUGUCAUUGGACUAUAAACUCUGAACAUUUCUUCUGUUAGUUUUUACGAGCUCGGAUUGUGACUAAUGUGGUUGCUCAGCCUCAAACGGUAAUUUAUAGGAUAUUACACAGCGGAGGGGCGGAGAACCGAGGACCCUCGCAUUUCUCUGUGGCCGCUGAGCGCACAAUGACAGAGUUCUUCCGUUAGAGCAACAUGCUUUAUUCUGGAUAUUUUAUAUGGAUUAUCUUGUCCUCGUGGGGUACGACGCCUUUUUCUUUCUUUCUUUCUUUCUUUCUUUCUUUCUUUCUUUCUUUCUUUCUUUCUUUCUUUCUUUCUUUCCUCUCAUACAUUGUCCUACUUUCAGGAACAAUUGGGGACAGUGUGAGGACUCUACCUCAUGUGAUGAAGUACCAAACAGUGCUACCUCAGAAGCUGAAGGAUCAAUCACUCAUUAAUGACGAUUCUAAACACCAGAUGUACCCUGAUGUUGUCCAGUAUUCUCUGACAAUUGGAGAGAAAAACUACACACUACAUUUAGAAAGGAACAAAGAUCUUGUCUGGAAAAACUUUUCUGUCACUCAAUAUUCCGCUCAGGGCACCGAAGUUACAACUAGUUCAGAUCUUGGAGUUGACUGCUACUAUCAUGGACACGUAGUGGGAGUGCAAGACUCCUCUGCCAGCGUGGGACUGUGCUCAGGAAUAAAGGGAUUUGUGCACGUGCACGACCAGACGUACCUCAUCGAACCUUUGGCCGAGGCCGAGCAGGCGCAUGAAGUGCUCAGUGAUGAGGGUCUGCAUGCUGUUUACAACUACAACCACCUGAGGAGGAAGAGGAGCUCCUGUUCCCAUGGAAACACGACCACCUUCUAUGAUCAUGGAGCUCGUCCGUCUGGAAUGUUCCAGCUCAGCAGUCUGAAGAGCAGAGCCCACAUAGCAGGCCAUGCAGUAAAACCCAGGACAGUGGAGCUGGUCCUGGUGGUCGACCAAACAGAGUACAAGAAAUUUGGCAGUAAGAAGACAAUGGCAGCCAGACUCCUUGAAGUAGCAAACCAUGUGGACAAGCUGUACCGUCCCGUGGGCGUCCGCGUGAUGCUGGUCGGUCUGGAUAUCUGGUCCUACAGAGAUCAGAUAGACGUCAGCACCAAUCCUGAGCUCACGCUCGGGCGGUUCCUCGAGUGGCGCCAGCGCAGCCUCCUGCCGAGGACCAAGCAUGACAAUGCACAGUUCAUCACAGGUGUGGAUUUCGAUGGUUCCACCGUCGGCUUGGCGAACACCAAUGCGAUGUGCACCUCUAACUCUGGAGCUGUCAAUGAGGACCAUAACUCCAACCCAAUAGGAGUAGCCUCCACCAUUGCACACGAGAUGGGCCACAACCUGGGGUUGUCCCAUGACACUGAAAACUGUGUGUGUGGCUCCCUCAUGUCCAAAAAGGGCUGCAUCAUGGCCGAGAGUGUCGGCCUUGUGUAUCCACAGCAGUUCAGCAGCUGCAGCCAGCAGCAGCUCAGCAGGUUCCUGGAGGAGGUGAACCCGGCCUGUCUGCUCAACCUCCCGUCCACCGAUCGCGUCUACGGGGGGCCGGUGUGCGGAAACGCCUUCCUGGAGCCCGGGGAGGAGUGCGACUGCGGAACCGCCGAGGAAUGCAAGAACGCCUGCUGCAACGCCACCACCUGCAGACUCAACGCCGGGGCCCAGUGUGCAGAGGGAGCGUGCUGCCACAACUGCCAACUGAAACCAACGGGCAGUGUCUGCCGAGCGAAGGCAGGAGACUGCGACCUGGCAGAACACUGCACUGGCUUCUCCGCUUCCUGUCCUGCUGAUGCCUACACGCAGAACGGCCUGCAGUGCAACCGCGGGAAGGGCUACUGCUACAACGGGCGGUGUCCUUCGCGGCAGGAGCACUGCAAGAGGCUGUGGGGACCUGAUGCGGAGGUCGCUGCCGACGCUUGUUUCUACCUGCAUGGAAACUGCAGGAGGGCGCCGUUUAACCAGAGGUGCCUGAGCAGUGAACAGGCCUGCGGGAAGCUGUUCUGCUCUGGAGGCUGGGAGUUCCCCGUGACAUCCAGGAAGUCCUUCUACAAAACAGGAAAUGGAGACAUAUGCAAUGAGGCAACCAUGAACCCUGACGACGACUACCCUGCAGAUUUGGGCAUGGUGCCUACUGGGACCAAGUGUGGCAACAACAUGGUGUGCUACGAUCAGCGGUGCCAGGACAUCAACGGCGUUAAAACGUACGGAACCAGGGACUGCUCCGCCAUGUGCAACGGCCACGGGGUGUGUGACCACGAGCGCAAGUGUCACUGCGACCCCGGCUGGGCGCCGCCCUUCUGCGACGUGCAGCACUCGGAGCUGCCUGAAGAGGCAGGUCUGGUGUUCGCCGUGUCAGUGGCGGGCGGCACACUCCUCCUUCUGCUCCUGGUUAUUGGCGGUUUGAUCCUCUACGUCCGAAAACGCCGACCUGCAAAGAGAUGUUUCCCAUCUACCUCAGGACAAUUCAACCCCGUGUUUCGCUCAAGCAGCACCCGAGGCAGCCCUCGAAUUGGAACCGCACACAUCAGCCAGCCUACGUUCGUGGAGUCUUCAGCCACUCAAGCCUGCAAACCUCUGUUCUCUACUGCUGCCACGCCGCAAAGCGGAGCACUGAAGCCCAGCAGAGCCGCUCCAGAGCCACCAAGGAACACGCGGACUGUACCUGUAACUCAGCCUAGAAAGGCUCCAGAGGUUGUAAAGCCAUUCAUGCAACCAGCAGCUGUUUCCAGCAAGCCAGUCUACAGAGAGGGUAAACCGCUACCUCCAUCCAGACCUCUACCACCGCUUGCAACAAAGCCAACCCUUUCCAACACGUGCCAAGCAAAGGUGACCAAACCAAAGCCUCUGAUGCCUCCAGCGAAGCCAAAGCCGUCUGCAGCGUCGUCUCCACUGCCACACACUCAGCUGCUUGCAGGGAGGAGGGCCCUGAUGCCCCCCACCAGGCCCAGAUGACAGGGGAAACAGCGCAGCCAAUGAACGCCGGGAUCCUCUCGCGGGGAGGACGACGCCUUCGUCCCACCCAAAGGCCGGGAAAAUCCACUCAGGGGACGCUCGUCUGUGUUAGGGUGGAAUCUGCCUUCGACAGAGCUUUCCAGGCAUCUCUGCGCCACUGAAGAUUAUCGCUGUCUGUGCUUUGCCUUUAUAAGCCUUGGGGUCGCGAUGGAAACCUGAAGCCAUGAUUAACAGACUGAACCUCUGUUUCUUUUUUUGAUUGUUUUUAUUUAAGGGAAAUGUCUGCCUUGAUUCUGUCAUAUGUGAAAACCCUGAGAACCACAGUGCACUUUUGCUAUUGUUUAGUUCAUUGUCACUGUUUUCUCACAUGGUUUCGGUACUGCUUUUUAAAAUUUUGUUCUUUUAAAGUGUGGCACCAAUAUUGGCACUUUAAAGUUAUUAUUAUUAUUAUUAUUAUUAUUAUUAUUAUGUUUAGGGAUUUUUUUUAUCUAUUAUGUUUUAUUUUUUGUACACGUUUCCUUGACUUUAUGUGCCUGAUUAUCACAAGCAGUUGUGCUUUGUGUGUUUACUUAUUAUGAUAAUUGCAGUUUCACAAGGGAAUCAAUAACCUAUUGCAUAUUCUAUGCAGCGGACAUGAUCACAGCCUUUCGCUGAUUUCCGUCGUACAGUGACUCCGACUUGACUUGACGUGUAAACUUCAAUCAACAUGUAUUUAAACUGUUCCUUAUUUAUUGGGAUCCUCCCGAUCUCUGUACGAUGGAGCCUUUAAUAAAGCCCAAGCUGACGCUCA